AUGCUAAGUUUGCUGGGAAAAUGGAUUUACACACAAGACGAAAACGCCGAAAAUUCUCCACAAAAAUGCUUCUUUGCCGAGGCAGAGGAAGGAGAGUGGUUGCUUGUCGACGUCGAACUGACUGAAGAGGAAGUGCUGAUUUUGAAAGACUACGUCGUUAUAAAUGAGCAAAAUGUGGCUUCAGUUAUCACGCAAAAGAAAAAUUGUGGCAUGCGGCCGCCGGGUGGCCCGGUCAAUCAAGGAAACGUCGAGAAAUCUCAGAAAUACUUUCAUGGAAAAAUGAUGUCUCGCCUAGUUCCAAGAAAGAUGAUGGAACCUUACAAGAUUAUGCGACCUUUAAAAUGGAGCAAGCCCUUGGAUGAAAAGUGCAGCGCUUAUAAAUUUAAAAAGAUUAAUUCCUGGUUAGAAAUUUUGUCUUCCAACGUGCCGCGAACCUUGGGAACAGUGGAAAGUAUUCGUGCUGUACGUGUGAAUGCAAAAAGGUAACAAUAAUGAAAAAUAUGGCAGUUCACGGCUAUCGAUGCAUUUGCCCAAAACGAAACCGGUUAUAACUCUCAGUAAGAUUAGUGAAUUAAACAAAAAAAGCUUCAGAUAAAGCUUGUUGGAACUGUACGAUUCACUGGUCUAUAGUUAAAAAGGCACGUGCAAUACAAUGCGCGCAGCUGAGUAUUCAUCAUAUGAUUUGACAUUUGAGCGUUCAGCUGGUUUUAAAUUGUCCAAAAAAUGUCCGUAAGAGAACGUGAAACAUUUAAUUAUUCGGCUAAACAGCCUCGUGUGUGAUAUCUCUCGAGAUUCACAACCCACUUGAAAAUUUGGUGCUUAAUCCAAAGGCAAUAUCUUUUGGAUGAAAACCUAUAACCCAUCUGCUGGUGUGUUAAAACUUUUGGGAGGGUGGGUCAGAUUUUCUUCUGUCCCGCCACGCUCGUGAAACGAUGUGAAAACAUCUUUUCUUUUGAGUAGGAGGCAGUUUCCAAGACUUCUUGCAAAAGUAGUCAAAGAAGUUACCUAUAUAACGAGCGUUACUUGUAAAAAUUUGAAAGGAGUAUCAUUUCUCUGCAGCCUUAAGUCACCAGACACGCUUGGAAUGCAGAUGGAAAACCCUGAGCCGGUGCUUGAACCAGUCAAACUACAACCCAAACAAGCGCUCAUCGAGAACCUGAGCACAGCUAUCGUAAAAUUCGAACCAUCGCCCAUCAAUAAAUUGCUGUGGGACCUACAGGACAUCAAACGCGAACGGAGCUUUGACUUUCUGGCAAAAGUAAGAAGCGACUCGUGCGAGGUACCACUGCGCAUGACUGUAACCCAGGGUAAUGCGUGCGACAGACUAUCGAUCAGAAAGAGACGUAAGUUUAACCCAGUCAUAAGCACCUCUGAUUUGCUCGCGGUUAGUCAAGUUGAUUCUGAGCAUGCGCACACUCCCAAGCCUCUGCUUGCAAUAGAGUGGCAGCCAGAACGAUCAAACCACGAGUCAGUCAUGCAAGAAUCAGUCGAGAAUCACCACGAGUCAGUCAUACAAGAAAGUGAUCGUUCCGAAGACGAUGAAGGCGACGACAAGUGGUUUAUGAGGCCAGCGUUACCUAUGUUCAGCGAUCUCUGUGAAAAGACCUCUCAGCUCUCCGCAAAAUUAGGGCACCAAAUCCCCAGGGCCGCAAUGUUCCUAUGGGCGCAGAUCCUGCAGCUGCUGUCCUGCAGCAAAAGGCUCCUCUCUCUGAAAAGUGCCGUGGAACAGGUUCGUCCCAACGCCAUCAUUCGUGAGCCUCCUCAGAGCCGCUUCUUGAGGAGUGUCUCUCGCAAGGAUUACUGUGAAGAGAGGGUACGCGCUUCAGUGGAAAAAAGGACCAAGCGACACGACACUAAGAAAAACUUGAAGCGCACUCACAGGGCUUUGACACAGAAGUACCUCAAUGACAACAACCGAAAAAGGGCCAUGGACUCUAAAAGGUUCCAAGGGGCUUGUGGGAGAAGGGGGUGUUAA
Molecule: messenger RNA, 1975 nt
Organism: Pocillopora meandrina
Lineage: Eukaryota; Metazoa; Cnidaria; Anthozoa; Scleractinia; Pocilloporidae
Source: the annotation of a GenBank genome assembly